Messenger RNA from Bombus huntii, 1950 nucleotides. Its product is annotated as nudC domain-containing protein 1. Lineage: Eukaryota; Metazoa; Arthropoda; Insecta; Hymenoptera; Apidae. The record is from RefSeq and is a predicted model, not a curated record. The coding region runs from base 261 to 1931 and encodes 556 amino acids. The transcript is spliced from 4 exons.
GAUUGCUGGUAUAGCAAUUAGUGAUUGAAUCUGUCAAUGUGUUGUUGUACUGAAACUUAAUUAAAAUAAAGAAAAUCAAUGCUGUAUAUAUAUUAUUAAUAUCGUAAAAUAAAGUAGAAGAAAUAAGUACGAUUAAGUGUACUGAAAAAUAUUAUCCAAACUAUUGGGGACAAAUUACAUACUAAGGUUAUAAAUUUUGGUUUUAAAGAUAAUUACGUUUCUUUAUUUCUAAGUAACAUUUGAAGAAAAAACAGCGGAAAAUGACGAAAGUUGUGGAAUUAUGUCCUGAUAGAAAUUUAACAAAUCUAAAUUUUGAGAAAUAUCAAUUUUGUUCUGAUGAAGUUCCAAUAGACAGUGAAAUAAAUUUGAAAACAGAUAUACUUAGGUUAGAGUUAACAACCAAUCGUGAUUCCCUUUUAGAAACACGAUUGUUUGCUUUACAUAAUCAUUUAUUCAAAAAUCCAUACGAUACAUCAGUUUGGUUUAUAGAUAAAGAUUGGGUUGUGUGGCAUUUAAAAAAGGAUGGCAAUUUACAGCAAGUAUAUACAAUCCAUAGUUUAAGCGAAAAGAUACAGAAUUUUCUAUAUAAUCCAUCAAUUGGAUUUACUAGUAACAAUAUUAUUGUAAUCUCUGAUGGUGGAGACUGUUUAACAUUAUUAGUAACAGAUGCACAAGAACAUAUCAAAUCUUUUAUACUAAAUGACGCAGAGCCUGGAAUUAUAUUAGAUGUACAAUAUGUGAAUAGUAUAAGCGCUGUUAUGAUCGUAAUGUGUGAUAUUAGAAGUACAGGCGAAAAAAAAUUUACAAGACUAUUACUGCUAACAUAUAUUUGGAGAAAUGUAGGAAAUGAAGCUGAAUACUUUGAGCUAACUGAUAAAAAAGCUUUAAAAGUAAAUGGUUCUGUUGAAUAUGUAUAUAUAGAAGAAUGCGGAAAAUACUUGCAUUCUAUUUGCCAAGAUUAUAUAACAUUUGAAUGUCCAAAAACAAAACCAUUUACUGACAGUAGGAAGGAUAUAGAGAAAACUGGAGAACUAAAGAUCCCAAAAUAUUGUUGGUCUCAGGAUGAGGAUUCAAUAACAGUUUGGCUUACAAUAGAUAAACAUCAUCAUGAUAAAGUUCAAGUAAAUGUAACACCAUUGGAAUUAUCGGUAACAGUGAAUAAUAAUGUACUAAUUGAAGGGCAAUGCCAAUACAGAUUAGAUGAAAAUUUAACAACAUGGAGAUAUGAACAGGAUACAUUUAAACUUGAACUGUAUAAACAUGAAAGCGGUUUGAUGUGGAAUGAACUAAUUAAAGGUGAUAUUGGUGGAGAGUGUUUGCCUAAUGAAACUUUGGCUGCUGAAAUCCAUUUUAGGUUAGCACAUUUGUGUGCAGAUCAAAUAGAUAACAAACAAGAAGGUCAACCUUGUUUGGGAUUCAAUGCUGAACAACUUGAAGAAUGUGACCUUGAAAGAAAAGAUAAUCUUCUACAAAGAAUUGACCUUAUUACACAGAAAAAUACUCAUUUAGCUAUGCUUGGACUAAACAAUCAUGUUUUGUAUACGUACAAAACAAAAUCCGGACAAGCAAUAUGUUUAAGGCACGAUAAUGACGGUUGCUUAUGGAUAACUAACCAAGUAAAUGAUAUGGAAUGGAAUAUAAAGCAUCAUUACACCUUUCCUGGUUUUGGUUACGUUGAAGCAAGUAAAAGUAACAAAAAGUUUUGCCUUUCACCUGCUGAUGGUUCAUAUGUAGCUAUACUUGAGCACAUAAGAUAUAUAUUUCUUUAUAAAAGACCUGAAUCAAAUGUUGAAGUUGGUAAGCAAUGGAUUAUAGACUUAGGUAUUGAAACUUAUCCUAUUAUGGGAGCAGCUGCCACAAAUAGAUAUCUAAUCAUUCUAACUAAAAACAAACUGUAUCGACUAAAUAUUUAUAAUAUAAUUAUAAAAUAAAUUAUACAAUCAUAUAGUA